Molecule: messenger RNA, 1368 nt
Organism: Colletotrichum orchidophilum
Lineage: Eukaryota; Fungi; Ascomycota; Sordariomycetes; Glomerellales; Glomerellaceae
Exons: 2
Coding region: 1-1368 (455 amino acids)
Biological process (GO): protein phosphorylation
Cellular component (GO): cytoplasm
Molecular function (GO): ATP binding; protein serine/threonine kinase activity
Source: RefSeq, a predicted model, not a curated record
AUGUCAACAUCAACAGCCGAGAAGACGGACCCGGAUCACCCGCAGCCGCCGUUCCAACUCGUCAAGAGAGUCCAGGACAACAUUUGGAUUACACGGCGGAAUGCCCAGCAUUCGGGAUACGCCGACGGCGAGGAGUUCAUCGCGCGCAAGGUGGACGACUUUGACGAGUACUACGAAGCCGGCAAGUACUCUAUGAACUUCACCACCAAGAAGCAGCGCCAGAUCAAGGGCCUGAUGGACCUCCUCUACGAGCACAAUAUGGGCCGCAACAUCUCUCACAUCCUCAACCACGAGAACAUCAUCUCCCUCGCCGGCUACCUCCGCCAGCAACCGGUGCACCCGCGCGUGCAGGCCACCGAGGACUACCUCGUCUGGGACAUUUGCGACGCCGGCACGCUCGAAAUCCUCUUUGCGGACCGCCACUCGGAGCGCGAGCCGGGCUGUUACCUGCCCGAGUCGCUCUGCUGGCACGUCCUCACGUCCGUCAUGCGCACGCUCGUCUGGCUGCACGACGGGUAUCGUCAGGAGGUGAACUGGGCCACCGGGGAGCGGGCGUGGGCCCAGACGGACACCGAGUGGAUGCCCAUCCUGCACCGCAAUAUCGACGCGCAGUCCAUCUUUUUCCAGCACUCGCGGGGCAAAGAGACGUACGGCGUGUGUAAGCUGGGCAAGUUUGGCAAAGCCUUUCUGUCCGGCGUUCCGGCGCGGCGAGACGGUGCGCCCAAAGGAGAGACGCCCCUCCCGCACAGCAUCGGGUUCCCGAUCGCGCCGAAGACGGGCCACAUGCGCCUGACGGAGAUGAUGGGGCAGUGGAAAGAGUAUUUGGACACGGAGAGGAAGAGCAAACGCCUCUACACGCUCAGCGACGAACACUGGGCCCUCGGCGCCGUCCUCUUCCGCAUGAUGACCGGUCGUCGCCUCCCCAGCCUCGACGGCUGCGAGAUGUGCCACUGCAUCCACAUCCGGCGGUGCGCAAAGAUGGGCUGCGUCGAGAACGAGCCGAGCCAGGGCCAGACGCACAAAGGUAGUCGCGGGUGCGAGCACGAGAGGUUCCGGGGGUGCCAGUGCGUCGUGCCCUCGGCCCCGGCCCCGGGGUCCUGCGGCGGGGCCGAGGCGGAUGUGCAUGUUGACGAGGUGCUGUACCGGCUCGGGUACUCGCGGUACCUCAAGGUCGCGGUGCGGAUGCUGCUCGACUACGACCUCGAGGCGCCGGCGGUGGAGACGAGAGGGUUGGCGGACAGGGUCGAGCGGCUGUAUGUGGAGUGGAGGUGCAAGACGGAGGAGGGGCGGGAGUACGUCGACGUCAUGGACGAUCUCGGGUACCGAUUCUUGGUGCUGAACAAGGCCGCUCAUGAACUUGCAGAAUAG